Molecule: messenger RNA, 4837 nt
Organism: Gigantopelta aegis
Lineage: Eukaryota; Metazoa; Mollusca; Gastropoda; Neomphalida; Peltospiridae
Exons: 3
Coding region: 664-2859 (731 amino acids)
Molecular function (GO): protein binding
Source: RefSeq, a predicted model, not a curated record
ACAGUGCGUAGGUGAAGCAAGAUAUUUAUUAUUAGGAUAACCUUUCUUCAUUUUACCAAAUGGAGAUUCUCUUUUUGUGAUACGGAGAAAAAAGGUUAAUGUGCAGCAAGUCUGUCCCAAGUUAGGUCUGAAAUUAAGUCUACAGGCCGUCAAUUCCACUGAUGAGCCAACUUGUUCAUUGUCGUCUGUUAGGCGAGAUACAAUUGCUUCAGUCUCCAGCGCAAAUAUAGUGAAUGUGCCGUCACUGAACGUGCUUGUACCGUCUGCAUGUAUUCACGUUGAGCCUUCCUCUGUCAGAUGUUAUACAGUUACCAAGAAACACAACACUUAGUUAAAAGUUACCUAAGACAACACUGGCGGACCGAGAAAAGAAAGUGCUUGUGUUCUUAACGAGCCUCUGAUGUGUCAUCUGGAUCCAGUGUAAGCAAGUGUAAUUAAUACCCCCCCUGUUACGGCUAUAAUUACCCAAGAACCCACCGGGAACUCCUAGAAAGUGAUUGCUUAAGUUACUAAGAAUUACUAAGCUUAGCUAAAGGUAUCUAAGAUUCUACAGUUAACUAGGUCUUACUGUGCUUAGUUAAACUUUGUUUGAAAUUGGGCUUAGUUUUGUAAAAAAAAAAAAAAAAAAAAAAAAAAACCCACAAAAAAAACACCACCACCAAGAUGUCUUUGUCAGAAUGUUUAACACAUGGCGAUGAAGCUUUUUUGCACAAGGAUUUCGAAACGGCGUUGUCCUUUUACAACAGUUCCGUGGAUGAGGACAAAGAUGACGUGGAGGCGUACCGGAAGCGAGGCUUCUGCCAUUUUGAAAUGCAGAACUACGCAGACGCACUGAGCGACGCUGCCGCCAUAUUGGAACGGAAGCCACGCCAGACGACCGGUCACAUUUUGAGAGGGAAAUGCUUCACGAGACUAAAACGAUUUGAAGAGGCGUAUUUCGCCUACAAAGAAGGAUUAGAUAUUGAUCCCAAAGACCCCACAAUCGCCAACGACUUGAACCAGCUACAAAAGGAGAUAAUCAGCUUCAGUGAAUCGGCGGACACCCAAGAGUCAUCGUAUGACGCCGUGAAACUGUGUUCACAAGAACCGUACCCCGGUGAUGAGGAACUUGAACGUCUGGAGCAGGAGAUCAUGACCAUGUGGAAACUGGACGAACUGCCUUCCGUUAACCCUAGGGUCCCAAACGAAAAGCUGUCCACUUUAGAAAUGGCCAAGGCCAAAGAAGCAAAAGCAGUGGGUAAUUCAGAAGAAAUAUUGAAAUGUUUGACAUUAGCUUUGGAGUUUAAUGUCGCCAAUCUGUCUUUGUGGAGGGAGAGGGCAGAGUUUCUGAAAGGUCAAGGUGAGCUUCGUGAAGCCUUCAGGACCUGCAACGCCAUACAGAUGCAGCACCGAACGUCCAACGAUUGGAUCUUAGGAGGACAAAUACUCUCGGAUCUUGGUAUCCCGGUGGCCGCAGAGUCUUGGUUCAGGAAAGCAACAGAGUUGAGCGAUUCGUCGGACACCGAGGCGGCCAUGUUGUUUCAGAAGGUCAGGGUCGGUCGUCUGUACGGCCCGCUGACAUCAGAUAGCCCCGUGGAGGUGACCUUCACGAAGUACGGCCGCGCCGUCUGCUGCAAGAGCGCCAUCAGCGCUGGGCAGAUCAUCUUCACAGACAAACCUCUGAUUCUGGCCCAGACGCUGGACUCGCAACACAUCCCAGCCUGCGAUCACUGCGCUACGUCUUUGCUACGUCCGGAGGAUGCCUUUAAAGCCAGCGACUUGCAAAAGGACAAGGAACUGAGCAAGGCGAUUAGCCAGUUCUGGCCAAAACGUCCAAUGAUUCCUUGCCGGAAAUGCAAGACGCAGAAGUACUGCAGCGAGGUUUGCGCAAAGGAGGCUUGGGAGACGUACCACAGAGUUAUCUGCCCCGCCACCAACCCCAGAAUGGAAAGGUUGCACCAGGUCUGUAUCGAGUACAAUGCCCUGAAGUCCGGCAACAAAACUGUCUGGAAUGGAUGGUGGAACGCUUCUUUCUCGCCGAUUCUUAUGGCGCGGAUUUGGGGCUCGAUUGCAUGCGAAGGAAAGCGAUUGGCUGUUGCUGCCGGAAGAGCCAAUCCUAUCGCCGCUGAUUGGUCAAUGGCCCAGGCGCCCUACAGAAGAUUUAUUGCCUAUGGCAACACUAGUAUUGCCGAUACCAUACCCAAGAUGUAUUCCCUGAUGGUGGAUAUCUUUAAAAAUAUCGGCGAUGGAAUGAAGUAUACCAUCACAAAACGUGAAUUUGAUGGUAGAUACUAUCAAUGUGCUUGCAACGUCCAAGCCUUCUCAGACUUUAGAAGUCCCCUGAAGUAUUUCACGGACUACAUCAAAAACAACCCUAAGCUGCAACAUUUACUGCAGUAUGUGCCGCGAGAUCCGCCGGAAGCAGAAUUUGCAGGGUUAUUUCCCUUGCACGCAUGUCUGAACCAUUCGUGCGCCAACAGUGCGGAGAUCAUGGAUGGCGUUAACCAGGGCAAACCCGGAGUCGCUGUUCGGGCCCGACAGGCCAUAAAACCCGGAGAGGAAAUCUUUAUCAACUACAUCGAUACCCGGAUGGCCAGACGUCAGAGGAGAGCGUGGCUUUACCGCGCCUACAACUUCUGGUGCCAUUGUCCCAGAUGUCAGUUUGAGGGCGAUGGACCGGAAGUCUGCACCCAGUGCGGGAAGAAGCACGUGGAUAAUGGCGGCAAGAUGUUCCCGAUGUGCAGUAAGUGCAAGAAGGCUUGGUACUGCAGUCAGAACUGCCAGAAGAUUGCUUGGAAGAAGGGACACAAGAAAAUCUGUUCAAUGUCGCACUCCAGUACAGGGUCGUCUUCAGACGUACUUAUUUCUAUUACGAAAUAAACGUUAUAGCAUCUGGGCCAUUUCAUAUAAAGAUCUUUAAUUUUGUGCCAUCCGGUACACUUCAUUUGUUGCAAAUAAUUUUAAAACUGAAACAAUGAUUCAAUACCUUUGUUUGACACCCAAUAGCCAAUCUCUAUUUUGUGCUAGGGUGUCGUUAAACAUACAUGCAUUCAUUCAAUGAUUCAAACGUGUGUAUUUUAGUAAUGUCCAAAAUGAUGGCCAAUGCUAUUCCAUAUUGUGAACUUGUGUAUAUCUUUUCAUUUCUUUGGUGGAAACACUUGCAAAGGUACGAUGUUUCAUCGUUUAAAGUACUGCCACGUCUUGACAAUUGGAGUGGUAGUACUCAUGACGGGUGCCGCUGGCGGGGCAGGAUAUGCUCACCUUUCGCGAACACCUGAUAUCAUCACUGUUAUGACAGUGAUUCAUGAGUGCGUGACAUUACAGCUGUACUUAUUCCAAUGGGCUCUGUUCUGUGCUACUGCUAAUUUUGAUCUAGUACAUCAGGCUGGCAGUGGCAGUCCUCUAUGGUGAUGCAAGAAGGAUGAACGGAUCUCCAGUAACGGAUCUCCCAGGAGUGGCUGUCCUCCCAUGAAUGAGGCACUAGAUAGAGAUUCAUGGAAUAAACCACUAUUUUGGCACAUGCCCAUUAGACUUGACAUUGUGCAGAGAUACGGCCCUGGGCACAUAUUACAGUUUUGUCGUUCAGAUCUGUAUAUAGGCCUAUACAGCUUUUGAUUUCUACAAUCUUUAGACGUUUUAAAAUUAUUUGCAAUAAACCGAAUGGAUCUACAUCUGUGUUUAUAUGAGGGAAACGCUGACACUUGUUGCUGUGGUUACAGUGUUUGACAAGCGAACAAAGAUAAUCGUGUGUUGAUAUUUGUAUGAUGAAAUGAGAGAGAGAGAGAGAGAGAGAGAGAGAGAGAGAGAGAGAGAGAGAGAGAGAGAGAGAGAGAGAGAGAGAGAGAGAGAAGGGGGAGAGGGAGGAAGGGGCAGAAAGUGUGGGUGUGGGUGUGCCUUUGUUUUGUUUGAGUGCGUUUGUGUGUGUGUGUGAAAUCGUUUGUCCGUCUAUCCAUUCCUUUUCCGACCUAUAUUUCUUCUAUCAUUUACUGCUGAAUCGUAGACAUGUUUCUUCGUCCCAACCAGUGUUCCGAGACUGGUACAUGAAAAGCUAUAGCAUGUACUGUCCUGUUUGGGAACACACACACACACACACACACGCACACAGAGACACACACGUGUGUAUGUGUGUGUAUUGUAUAAAAUCACGUAUCAUGUUAUUCACAAGACCCAUACAAGUGUAUAUUGAGCAUAAUGAAUACAUUUUCAAGGGGUUACAACUGUCUCUUUGCCACUUACGAUCCUAACAAUCUGAUUAAAAUGAACUCUACUGGUUUUUCCGUCAUGAAACGAAAGUUCAACAUUAAAAUUUUAUAUUGAAAUUAGUUUCCGGCAUACUUCGUAAUUCACCCGAAUCAUUUCGUAUACCCUCGAGUAUAAUUCCGAAUGUUUUCAAAUUCUUUUCAAACCACUGGAAUUAUUUUGCAAGUAAGGUUUUGAUUGGUUGAAUAAAAGGUCAACUGGACAUGACCUCCAACGAGAUGCUGUUAGAAGCACAGGUAAUGGUUAUGAACCAGUGGAGCUAAUUUUAAUGAUAUUGUGAUCCUAAUAUUUUAUUUCAAUUAUUCACAGAUUCCCUUUUACACUUGACCUACUCCUGUCCAGAAAAACCAGGGACAGUGGGUCGACAAGAUACAGGAGUGAUCUCUCCCCCCCCCCCCCCCCCCCCACACACGGUCCGAAAUUCUUUCUGUUAUAAAUAUGCUCCUCGAUAUAUUCUUGUUCAGUACUUUCCAAUAAUAAUGUGCAUCCUGUUUAAAGGGAUAUACCCUAGUUUUUUAAACACUAAGGCAUAUUUUUUACUAUUAGAACCGUUUUUAAUAACUGAAAUCAAGACAUCGUUUAGAUUUUAUUGUUUAGA